AUGGAGAGGGGCGUGUUGCCUGAGAAGCCGGAAAAUAACGCGAUACUCUUUACCAAGGAGCAGUUUAAUGCUGGGCUUCGAUUCCCUGUCCCGUCUCUGCUCAAGGAAUUUCUGCAUUUCACCCAGAUUCCUCCAGUGUACGUACAUCCCAACAUGAUCCGGGUGCUGAUGGGGUGCAGCAUCCUGAGCAUGCUGUUCAACUUGGACCUCUCAUUACUGGAGGUUCUUUUCGUUUACUCGAUCAAGAAAGUGAAGAGUAACAUCUUCAGCUUCGUCGCCAGCCUUCCAUCCCUGCAACUGGUGACAAACCUACCAGAUUCGAAUAAAAAGGCCGCCAAGGGGCAGGUGCUGGUCAAGGGCGUAUGGGCAGGUUUGUCUGAGCAUCCGGACAGGCCCUUUGUUCCCAAUCAGUCACUGAAGAUUCCAGACCAGGAUAAGAGAGGAAAACUGGUGGAGUGGGUGGAGAAGGCUUCGUUCGAUCGUUUGAACAAGCUUUUUGAAAUAACUUCAGCCGAGCGGAGAUGCGAACUGCUUCUUUCUGCGCAGAACCUCCGCUUGAUCGCCCAGCAGCCUCAGGCAUACGUGCUGAACAUACUUCCCAGGCGGCUGCCUGAAGAAGUAUGCCCGGGAAACGCAAGGCCCUUCUCAACGAUCGGAGAAAGAAAAGACAAGAAGGCUUCUGCGGAAGGCUCCGGGUGGGAAACGGACUGCGUCCUCUCCGCCUGCUGGGCCCUCGUGGCGCCAGACGUUCGGAUGGCUCUUCUGGCUGAGGAAGCAGCUUCAAUAAAUCAACCCGGCUCAGCUCACCCGGAUGAGGUUGCCGACUUGCCUCCUGUUACACCCCCAACAGGAGAGAUGGGGGCAGAUAGCCAGGAGUUGCCUGUACAUGAGCCAAGCCCUCGUCCUCUUGUGCCUGUGAAGGGGCCAACUAGGAGAAGUUGCGUCUGGUUCCGGUUCUGGCUCCGGCUGAGGUUCCAGUUCUGGCUCCGGCUGAGGUUCCACCCAGAGAGGCCCAGCCGGUUGAGAAUGUUGAAGGUGUGGUUCCGGAGGAGGAAUCACUCUCCAAUGCCUCCUUGGGAGGGUCCUUUUGAUGAUGCCACUUUCAUCCCUGCUAACCCUUUCAGUUAUGCGGAGAUGGAAGAGAAGCUAAAACAGAUUCCCUCUGUUGCAGACGCUGGGGUACCUUCAGCCCUGAUGUUCGAGACAGUAGAGACGCUGGUGAGUGGCCUUCGCGGUAUGGUUCUUCAACGCAAUCUUCUUUCUGACCUGCUGGAGACUGCUGAGUAUACAAAAUCUUUUGUGUCUCAGCGAAAAAAUGAUGAAGAGAAAUUGCGCUUGAGAGUGGAGCAGGCUGAAGCCAGUUCAUCUACUGCUCGAGAGGAGAACAAGGUUCUUCGGGAGGAGAACGAGGUUCUUCGAGAGAAGAACGAGGUUCUUCGAGAGGAGGUUGCUGAGGUAAAGAGCCGGGAGGAUUCUAUGGAAGUUCGCCUGUUUGAGGCGGAGGAGGAGAUGGCUCUUUUGAGGAGGGAGGUGAGGCACCUCCGGACAGAGGUGUCUAUUGAGAGACGGCAGAGAGAAGAGUUGCAGUUGCGUUUGUCAACGCAAAAGGAAGAGCUGGAGGGUGAAUUUGCUGCGGAGAGGGGGGAACUUGAAGCGGAGUACCAGAAGCAAGUUGAUGAAAUGUACUUGUUCGGCUACCGCUGCUGUAUGAAGAAACAUGGCAUCAAACGGGACGUUCCUUCAAUUCCUUCCGGGUGA
Molecule: messenger RNA, 1758 nt
Organism: Vitis riparia (riverbank grape)
Lineage: Eukaryota; Viridiplantae; Streptophyta; Magnoliopsida; Vitales; Vitaceae
Exons: 6
Coding region: 1-1758 (585 amino acids)
Source: RefSeq, a predicted model, not a curated record